This is a messenger RNA of Drosophila kikkawai, 900 nucleotides long. It is a transcript of the gene ppl, whose product is annotated as glycine cleavage system H protein, mitochondrial. The record is from RefSeq and is a predicted model, not a curated record. Gene Ontology annotation, cellular component: glycine cleavage complex; cytoplasm; mitochondrion. Lineage: Eukaryota; Metazoa; Arthropoda; Insecta; Diptera; Drosophilidae. Gene Ontology annotation, biological process: protein lipoylation; glycine decarboxylation via glycine cleavage system.
ACCCGAGUUGGCAGCACUGGUCGGCGGGUCAAACAAAAGUUCACAAAUAAAUUGUUGGUUUCGUGAUAAGCCGGGCGAGAUUCGACUUUCGUCCCGAGAGCCGGGCAUUAAACGUAACGCGUGUGUUUUGAGUCCGCUCACUUGUCACCGAUACACCCCCGGGAUUGGAUCGUACAUUCACUUGACCGGCACUCAGACGCCUCCGUCACUCACUUGUUUUUGACUGGAAAAGCAUGGUUUUCAUCACGAAAUUGGCACGGAUCGGGUUCCAGGCGGCUCGUCAGCUGCAUGCCACGCCCCUCGCCACCGUCCAGGGGCGCAGCUUCCACCUGACCAGCCUGUUGGCCGCGGAACGCCGCUACACAAACAACCAUGAGUGGGUGGAGCUGGUAUCUGGGAACAAGGCCGUCGUGGGCAUCUCCAGCUACGCUCAGGAGUCGCUGGGCGACGUGGUCUUCGCCCAGCUACCGGAACCAAACACCGAGCUGAAGCAGAACGACGAGUGCGGAGCCCUGGAGAGCGUGAAGGCAGCCAGUGAGGUUUACUCGCCGGUCAGCGGCAAGGUGACGGAAAAGAAUGCCCAGGUGGAGGAUACGCCGGCCCUGGUCAACAGCAGCUGUUAUGAAAAAGGUUGGCUCUUCAAGGUUGACCUGAAGAAUCCCCAGGAGCUAGAUACCCUUAUGACCGAGGAACAGUACAAAGACUUUGUGAAAGGCAGUGCCGAUCACUAGACCAAGCCAGCAGCCAGCCAGCGAUCAGCGACCAGAGACCCAGCAUUUGUUAUCUCCGCACAAUCACUCAAAAACACACACCAAAACUCAUCGCCAUCCCACACGUUGUUGUAGCUCUGACAUUUGUUACGAAUAAGAAUCGACAGUAAAGCCAAAUAUUAUAUUUAAA